AUGACCGCACAAGCACCUCCAAGUCUCCCCCUUCCUUACAACGCUCCAGUCCGCAUCCUAGUUCAGACCGUGACAGGACUCGUCCCCAAAGACCUGGGCUGGACCGACAAUGUAUGGGACGAUAAGAACACCUCUAUGGUGAACCGCAUCUCACGAUACCACUGGGAUGAGGCGUAUUGGUUGCUUAGAACACAUAGAAUCCGAUAUUAUGUCUACGGCUGUGACUACGGGUAUGAUAACCGGCGCUGCUACUUUCUGGUCGAUCAGGGCUUUACGUCGAAUGAUGAGAAGGUGCCUAUCUUGUGCUGGGCGUGGACGGGAGUGGGUUUCAAAUACACGCCCUCGUUCCUUCAAAGGAAAAAAGUCCAGGACACACUAAAACGGUACCCCUUUACGCGGAGGCACGUGUACGUGCAGCGCAAUGUGCGGCGCAAGGAGCUGUCCAUCAGACACCAGGUACUAGAUGGACUCCGCAAAGAAAAGAAGAUCGCCGAGGAUAAGCUAUUAUUUAUGCUGGAGCAUCCCGGCGAUAUAGAGUGGUUGGCGGAUCAUAUUAGGUCGGAAUUCUGGCCGAAGUUUUUGGCGCAGGUGAAGAGGGUGCCGAAGGAGAAACUAGAGGCUACGGUUUCGUGGAAAAUUAAGAAGAGGGCUUCGUCUAGGUCAAGAAGAGGGAAUCGAAGUUGA
Molecule: messenger RNA, 684 nt
Organism: Aspergillus melleus
Lineage: Eukaryota; Fungi; Ascomycota; Eurotiomycetes; Eurotiales; Aspergillaceae
Exons: 2
Coding region: 1-684 (227 amino acids)
Source: RefSeq, a predicted model, not a curated record